AUGGAGGAGAGGAGGAGAGGAAUGGAGAGGAAGGUGGAGCGGGAGGGAGACAAGAGGAAUAAGGUGGUGAGGAAGGAGACGCAGAUAUUUCAGAAGGAGGAAAAGACGGGAAUGCGGAAAGAAGAGAGAGGAGCGAAGGAUGACAGGGAGGACAGAGAGGAAGAGAAAAGGAGGCAUAGGUCGGACAGGAAGGAAGAGGUGGAGGUAGAUAGGAAACAGGAAAGGAGGAGGCUGGAACGGAAGGAAGGAAAGAAAGCGGAAGUGGAGGAAAGAGUACAGACAGAAGAGGACGGGAGAGGGAGGAAUGACAAGAGGGGAGGGAAGAUUGAGAGUACGGAAGAGAGGAGGGUGAGGUGGCAGUUAGGAAAGUCGACGGGGAAGUGGGAAGGAGAGAAUUCAGAAGAGGAAAGUUGUAGGAAAGAAUGGUGGGAGCUGGUGGCCGAGGAAGAGGAGAAAAAGAAGGAGAUGAGUGAGGAUUGGAAGAAGGAGAGAGAGAAGAAGAGAGAAGAGAGGAAGGAAGAGGAGGACAGGUGCGGAAGAGAGGAGGAGGAUAAUGGAGAGAAUAAUGGAGGUGGAACUAAGAAGGAAGAUGGAGGUAGGAGAGGUAGUAGAAAGGAAAGGGACGGCGGGCACGGUGUUAAUAGUAAGGAUGGCAAAGAAGAGGGAUAG
Molecule: messenger RNA, 669 nt
Organism: Camponotus floridanus (Florida carpenter ant)
Lineage: Eukaryota; Metazoa; Arthropoda; Insecta; Hymenoptera; Formicidae
Product: vicilin-like seed storage protein At2g18540
Exons: 2
Coding region: 1-669 (222 amino acids)
Source: RefSeq, a predicted model, not a curated record